UUCAGAAAUAAAAACAUUCCAGGUUUUUUUCCUGAAAUUCAUCACCAACAACCAUGAUAUUUAACUAAGAACAAUGUUAAACUGCUGAAAGAGGUGAAGUACAAGCCGUCCAGAAAAAUCUCCAGAACACACAGAAAUUGUUUGAUACGUUUAACAGAUAGAUGGAGCCAAGACCCGGCAUGGAGAAACAUCAGCACUCUUUCAAGAGUUUUACUAAACAGACUGAUCUCAAAAAUCACCAGUGCAUUCACACAGGAGAGAAACCACAUCACUGCUCGGAGUGUGGGAAGAGUUUUACUAAACAGAGUGAUCUCAAAAAACACCAGCGCAUUCACACAGGAGAGAAACCGUAUCACUGCACAGACUGUGGGAAGAGUUUUAAUCAACAGGGUCAUCUCAAAAAACACCAGCGCAUUCACACUGGACAGAAACCGUAUCAAUGCUCAGACUGUGGAAAGAGUUUUAAUCAACAGAGUAAUCUCAAAAAACACCAGCGCAUUCACACAGGAGAGAAACCGUAUUACUGCUCAGACUGUGGAAAGAGUUUUAUUACACAGAGUGAUCUCAAAACACACCAGCGCAUUCACACUGGACAGAAACCGUAUCACUGCUCAGACUGUGGGAAGAGCUUUAAUCUACAGUGUACUCUCAAAAUACACCAGCGCAUUCACACAGGAGAGAAACCAUAUUACUGCUCAGACUGUGGGAAGAAUUUUACUCAACAGAGUAAUCUUCAAAAUCACCAGCGCAUUCACACAGGAGAGAGACCGUAUCACUGCUCAGACUGUGGGAAGAGUUUUAUUACACAGAGUCAUCUAAAAAAACACCAACGAAUUCACACAGGAGAGAAACCGUAUCACUGCUCAGACUGUGGGAAGAGUUUUAAUAGACCGGGGACUCUAAAACUGCAUCAGCGCAUUCACACAGGAGAGAAACCGUAUCAGUGCUCAGACUGUGGGAAGAGUUUUACUCAACAGAGUACUCUCAAAAAUCACCAGCGCAUUCACACAGGAGAGAAACCGUAUCAGUGCUCAGACUGUGGAAAGAGUUUUACUCAAAAGAAUGAGCUCAAAAAUCACCAGCGCGUUCACACAGGAGAGAAACCGUAUCACUGCUCAGACUGUGGGAAGAGUUUUACUGAAAAGAGUAAUCUCAGAAGACACCAGCGCAUUCACACAGGAGAGAAACCGUAUCACUGCUCAGACUGUGGGAAGAGUUUUAAUCAACAGAGUAAACUCAAACUGCACCAGCACAUUCACACAGGAGAGAAACUGUAUCAGUGCUCAGACUGUGGGAAGAGUUUUACUCAAAAGAUUGAGCUCAAAAAUCACCAGCGCAUUCACACAGGAGAGAAACCGUAUCACUGCUCAGAGUGUGGAAAGAGUUUUAAUCAACAGAGUACUCUCAAAAUACAUCAGCGCAUUCACACAGGAGAGAAACCGUAUCACUGCUCAGACUGUGGGAAGAGUUUUAAUCGACAGUGUACUCUCAAAAAUCACCAGCGCAUUCACACAGGUGAGAAACCGUAUUACUGCUCAGACUGUGGGAAGAAUUUUACUGAACAGUGUACUCUCAAAAUACACCAGCGCAUUCACACAGGAGAGAAACCGUAUCACUGCUCAGACUGUGGGAAGAGUUUUACUACACAGAGUAAUCUCAAAAAUCACCAGCGCAUUCACACAGGAGAGAAACCGUAUUACUGCUCAGACUGUGGGAAGAGUUUUACUCAACAGAAUCAUCUCCAAAAACACAAGUGCAGUAACACAGGAGAGAAAACUAUCCCAAAUUUGUUCCACGGCAGUUAAAAGUGCAAAUCCUAAGUCUUUCAGACAGAACACCUUAUGUAUUACUCUGUCACUUGGGACACGUUCCACCAGAAACAAACAUGAACUGAAUUUAACAAUCGAUUUCACAGGUUCAGCAAAAUUAUUCUUAUCCAGGGAUGAUGUUUAUUGAAUUUCAUGUUAUGUUUUCUCGUAUGUUUGAUAUUCCAGAACAUUCUUCGUGAGACAGAGCUCAGUUUUUAGGGUAGUUACAGUAAGAGUUCAGUUCUGAAGAAGGGAAUGUCUUUCAAGUACGAACUACGGCAUUGCCAGAGCUUGCUCCAGACAUUAGAUUAGCAUUAGAUUAACAUAGUCUUUAACAUUUAGAUGUCAUAGUUGUUAGGAGUAGAGUAGGAUUCUUGCA
Messenger RNA from Astyanax mexicanus (Mexican tetra), 2187 nucleotides. RefSeq names its product zinc finger protein 239-like. Lineage: Eukaryota; Metazoa; Chordata; Actinopteri; Characiformes; Acestrorhamphidae. Gene Ontology annotation, cellular component: nucleus. Bases 162 to 1805 code for a protein of 547 amino acids. The record is from RefSeq and is a predicted model, not a curated record. The transcript is spliced from 2 exons.